UGAGAAAGGAGAGGAUUGGAAGGCCGGGCGUAUAAAGCCGCGCAGAGAGCGUGAAACAAAGCAGUCGGAUCGGAAUUGGACUUGGGAGGCGCGGUGUGGAGUCAAGCAUAAAACUUGUUGGAGAGGAAUAACGAGCUGGCUCCUCUCGUCCCCCUCCACCUCUGCGCUGAGCUUCAGGGGUUUCCACCAGCCUUGCGAUUUAUUUUUAUAUUUGCUUUUUACAGAGAUAAAUCUAUCUAUCUAUCUAUAUUUUUUUUCUUAAGAGAACAUUCCUGUUCCAAGAGACUAUAAGGCAACAUCAAUGAAGGAGAGAAGAGCCAGCCAAAAAUUAUCCAGUAAAUCUAUCAUGGAUCCUAAUCAGAACGUGAAAUGCAAGAUAGUCGUGGUGGGAGACAGUCAGUGUGGGAAAACCGCGCUGCUGCACGUCUUCGCCAAGGACUGCUUCCCCGAGAAUUACGUCCCUACUGUGUUUGAGAAUUACACGGCCAGUUUUGAAAUCGACACACAAAGAAUAGAGCUGAGCCUGUGGGACACUUCGGGUUCUCCAUACUAUGACAACGUUCGUCCCCUCUCUUACCCAGAUUCAGAUGCUGUGCUGAUUUGCUUUGACAUCAGUAGACCUGAAACUCUGGACAGUGUCCUUAAAAAGUGGAAGGGUGAAAUCCAGGAGUUUUGUCCCAAUACCAAAAUGCUCUUGGUUGGCUGCAAGUCUGAUCUGAGGACAGACGUUAGUACUUUAGUAGAGCUCUCAAAUCACAGGCAGACACCAGUGUCAUAUGAUCAGGGGGCAAAUAUGGCCAAACAGAUUGGAGCAGCUACUUAUAUUGAAUGUUCAGCUUUACAGUCAGAAAAUAGUGUCAGAGACAUUUUUCACGUUGCCACCUUGGCAUGUGUAAAUAAGACAAAUAAAAAUGUUAAGCGUAACAAAUCACAGAGGGCCACAAAGCGGAUUUCACACAUGCCUAGCAGACCAGAACUCUCAGCAGUUGCUACGGACUUAAGAAAGGACAAAGCAAAGAGCUGCACUGUGAUGUGAAUCUUUCGUUAUCUUUAAUGAGGACAAGUGAGUCUAGUGUAAAAACAAGAGUGAAACUAAAAGGUGAAGUCUGAAUGAAGUGCACAGCCAAAGCCAAGUACGCGGCAGACUUAGGAGGCCCCUAAGAGGACACACAUCUUUGUGGAAUCCUGUCCUUAGGCUUGGCAUGUAGAUCGAGUGGUGAGAAGUGAAUACAUUGAAGUGUUUUGAAGUGUGACUUGAAAAAUAUGCCAAAAAAGAGAUACAAAUGGGCUAGAGAUAGGUGAGGAGGAAGAUGAGUACCUCCAAGAAGAAAAAUCACACUGAGUGGUGCUUGCGCUUUUCUUUGGGGGGGUUGUUUUGUUUUCUUGUUAUGUUCUAUUCAUGGAUCUCAACUUUGAUUUAACUUUUAAAUGUUUUAAUCUCUACAAAGAAUAUAUAUUAAUAUACCAUCCUCAUUGGGGAACUGGCACUGUGACCUUAGCAUUUAGUUUUCUAGAGGAUGUGAUCUAAUUUCCUCCUAGCUCAUCAUUAAAAUGGAAAUUGUAUCAGGACCCAUGGGAUUCCAGAGGGAAACUUCAUGAGGCUUUGAAAUCUGGCCUUCCUGAAGAUGGCUGAUGAGAGAGAUGGUUCUAAAGAAAGGCGUCUGCAGCCUUGCAAGAUUGUAGAUCAGCACUACAAAGAUUGCAUAGAUCAAAUAGAAAGAAGUGUUGAUUUUUAUUCAGUCUGAUCGUUCUGUUCAUAAUUGUGACUGUCAUUAACAAGUGGUAAAUUGCUCAAUGUAAUAUUUUUGUGCACUGUUUAGAAAAGAGGGUGUGUGAUUUUUUUUUUUUGCCAUCAUUGAUAAAAAUGCAAAGUCAAAUAAAAGUGUCUUGCUUUGUGUCAUAGAAUGAUACAAGGGAGAAAAGCAUAGGUACUGUUUUCACCAAGAGAGAUAAUGAAGGAAUAGUAGCAGAAAGCACAGUUUGUGAGUAAAGGUGUCAGGAAAUAAGUUACCAAAUGUACAGAGCAGAUGAACUCUUAUUUUGAGACGAAGCUCCACUUGGCGGCAUCUAAUGAUCUGUUGGUUUAUUUCACUUUCCUUAAAUGAACAUUGACUUGAGAAGGACCCACUUACCCGAGCUUUAGAGAAUCUCUAGUAGAAAAUUACAUAACACCAGUCCUGACAUUACACUAGGGCAUUUCUCUCUCUCUCUCUCUCUCUCUCUGUCUCUCUCUGUCUGUCUUUCCAUCUCCCCCCCUCCUCCCUCCCUCCCUUCUUUCUGAGAGAGAUUGCUAAGACCUACUCAACCAGAUUCAGCCAGGGUCCAGGUUUAAAACUCAAUCUUUGUUUUUACAUAAAAUAAUCAGCGUUUAAAAUAGUUUACAAAUAGAUUUUUGACCUCUUCCAUUUAGGGAUUCUUUCAGAGAAGCAGCCAGAUCUGACUUGUCUAUUGUUGGCUUGUUAAAAACGAGCUUUCUUUCCAAUGAUAAUGCUUCAUUUUUGAAGUGUUGAAGCUGUGCUCCCAUUAAAUUGUGGCAGGAGAGUAGAUUGAGGUGAUUACAACACUCAGUUCUGUGUCUUACCAGCACUUUGUUUUGUCUCUGCAAGAAAAUACCAUUCAAAUCAUUUCCCACAAAAUACAGAAAUUUUCCGAACAUAAUAUUCUUUGAUUGAUGCAGCAUUAUGCUUUGGGCAGUAUUACAAAAUAGCAGGCAAGUGCUUUCUGUAUUUAAAUAUUGUAAAAAGAAAAUAAGUUAUAACUGUUAUAAAGCAGAACCUUUGUUGCAUUUUUUUA
Fukomys damarensis (Damara mole-rat) is the source of this 2793-nucleotide messenger RNA. RefSeq names its product Rho family GTPase 3 (gene Rnd3). Bases 302 to 1036 code for a protein of 244 amino acids. The transcript has 5 exons. Gene Ontology annotation, biological process: small GTPase-mediated signal transduction. Gene Ontology annotation, molecular function: GTP binding; GTPase activity. The record is from RefSeq and is a predicted model, not a curated record. NCBI's taxonomy places the organism in Eukaryota, Metazoa, Chordata, Mammalia, Rodentia, Bathyergidae.